This is a messenger RNA of Anolis carolinensis (green anole), 2904 nucleotides long. RefSeq lists its product as uncharacterized. The transcript has 21 exons. NCBI's taxonomy places the organism in Eukaryota, Metazoa, Chordata, Lepidosauria, Squamata, Anolidae. Bases 135 to 2846 code for a protein of 903 amino acids. The record is from RefSeq and is a predicted model, not a curated record.
GCCUAGAGCUUUAAAAGCCGGUUUAAACUCUCCUCUGGAGUUGUUUUUGCGCGAGGGGAGGGGGGAGACCCGUGAGUGCAUUCUGGAGGGAUUUUAUUGCCUUGCACACCCUGAGCCAUCAAUAUCCAGGCAAAAUGGGGUGGUGUCUUGCAAUAAGGCUCUUCCUUGUUGCCUUUCUGCUUCCUCAAGCGUGGCUUCAGUUUCUUCCUACAACAGGUCAGGUAGAAGUGGAAUGUCUGGGUAGUUUGGCCAGACUCAAACUGAAUUCGGACUAUUUCCAGAACAAAUACAUCAGCUUUUCUGCAAUUGACAAGUUUGGCAGGCCUUGGCUGAUAGAUGAAGUCCAGGCUACAAGAUGUGGAUACACCAUCUUCCGGGACGUCUGGGGAAACAUUGAGCUCCGGGCCUCCCUGCUGGGCUGUUAUGCUCAGACGGUGGAUGACCAACAUUUCACUCUGAACAUACAAAUCAUGGCAGGAAUGAAUCCGGAGAUGCGUGGUGCUGUCGUGCUCAAUGUCCCAGUGAGCUGUUCCUAUGGCCCUUGGCAACCUAGAGAGAUCGUCUGUGAGACAAACUAUAUGGAGGUCUCUGUUAGAAUGGAUGUACCACCAAUCCCAGAUGGCUUUCUUCAAGACCAGCCUGAUGACUGGGAAUCUGCCUUUCCAGAAGUCCAAGCAGGCAGCCCCUCUAUUUGGCAAGUUGUCUUUCACAUGGACAGUGGCAAGAAAACCAUGCUGGUUGAUAAGGCUCAUGCUGUUGGUUACGGGAUCAACACAACAGACACGCGAAUUGUGUUGAGGUCUUCCUACAAUACAACAGAAGCUCAGAAGUUGGAGGUCAAUGGGGUUCCUUUCUCCUCAGUGAGAUCAAGUACCUACUACAAGCAGCGUUGGAUGCUUUUGAUGGUGGACACAGCUGUGGCCUGUCCUCUAGAUGGCAUGAUCUAUACAAAAGAGACCAUCAUCUGGACUAUUCCAAAAGACAUCACUCCCCUCCUGGCAGGGGUUGGCACCAUCAAAGAGCUGAAAGUGGAAAUGGGCAUCAACAUGAACACGAUUUCCAAGCAGAACAGAGAUCGUUGGGGUUACUCACUGGAAAGUGACAAGGAUGCCAUUGUGGUAAAGAUCCCUAUGGGAGCACCUCAUGGUAACUAUAAGAGCGAUGUUGUUGCUGGGAAACUGAUGAGUUCCUACAAAAUCAGCCCCUUCGUAGAGUAUCUGUGGGAAGAUAACAAGAGGGGUGUCACAAAGCACACCAUCUUGAAGGAGAUCAACACCCCUCUGCAGCUUGUGCCAGUGACAGUUACAGACUACACAAACGUCAGUAUCCAGCUCUUUAAUGUAACGAUUGGGACCUUCUUACCAGAUGUAGAGCUGGUCAGCCUGACAGUGGAUGAAUCGGGGCCAUUGCCCCUUCCAGAGGCUGAGAAGAAGGGCUAUAAGAUCUAUGAAAUCAAGCAUCCUAAUGGCAGCAAAGGUUACAUGCUGCAAGUCCCCUUUGAUACACCUGGAAUUCAGAAGGAGUAUGUGUCAGAUAACAUCAGAAACUACAGCAAAACACCCAUAUUGGGAUUCAUUGUGAUUCCCCAAGGCAAGCCCUGUGACAUCCUGGUCCCUUUGGUGGCUCUUGUCAAGGAUGCAGUGCUGCCUCAAGCUGAGGGGUUCUGCGAUGACCAAGCACUCUAUUUAGUGAUGAAACGUGGGAACGUUGACCAGGACUGGCUGCCUUAUGUGAAGGACACACUCCUAAGCCAAGAAACAGCCCAGAGCCUCGGCUAUAGAAUACACGAUAAUCAAACCCACUUGGCCUUGAGAGUCCCCUGGCAUGCUGCACAUGUUCUGUAUGAGGAAGUAGGCCCUCUUGGGAUCGUGGCCACCUUCCAGUUGCUGUUGAAGGACCGUCUUGCUCAAACUGAAAUGAUGGAUUUUGUCGUUUCCUGCAUCUUCUCUUCCAAAGAUCUCAUUGAUUGCCGUCCGAAUGGCACCAUGUUGAUUUCUGCUGUGAAGCUGGUUGGCAUCCCAGAUAUGGAUCUCUCUGGUCUGGUCCUGAAAGAUAAGCGUUGCAGGCCAGCCUCAGUGACCAAAGAAGGGGCGACCUUCAUCUUUGAUGUGAGCUCCUGUGGGACUACUCGCAAGUUUGAAAACGCCACCAUGACCUAUGAGAAUGAAGUCCUGUAUUUCCUCCCUGGCCAAGCGACACCUGUUUAUCAGUUGAAAUGUGCUUGUCAGUAUUUCAUCGAAGAUGCCGUGUUGCUCCAGUAUACCCCAAUAGAAGCUCCAUCACCAAGCAUCCUGCCGGGGGUUGGCUUGCUGGCGCUUGCUCUUAAAUUGGCAAGAGACAAAUCCUACGUUGACUUCUUCCAAGACUCAGAGUAUCCGGUGACGCGAUACCUUAGAGACCCUCUCCACUUCCAGGUGGAGCUUCUCCAGAGUCAGGAUCCUCAGCUGGAACUUUUCCUGGAAGAUUGCUGGGCCACAGCAGCAGCAGACAGAAACAGUUAUCCACAGUGGAACAUAGUGGUGGACAGCUGUGAAAACUCAGAAGACUCACAUCAGACCACAUUCCAUGGCGUCCCCACCGGCUCUGUCCCGUUCCCUACACACCUGAAGCGCUUUGAAGUAAAAAUGUUUACAUUUGUGGUAAACAGUCGCGCUCUUCAAGGACAGGUAUACUUCCACUGCACCGUGGUAAUCUGUGAUUCCAGCUAUCCGUCCUAUGAUGCCCUCUGUUCUAGGCGCUGUAUUCCCAGGAGGCAGCGAAUAGGCCGUAGCACUGAUUCCACCAGUGAUUUGCAUGGAUAUGUAUCAUCAGGAGCAAUUGUGAUUGGAAGGAGGAAUCAUACUUGACUGAGGGAACAUUAUAGCUGCAGAUAUUUGUCUCUGUGCAAUAAAAACCUGUAAUAGA